This is a messenger RNA of Penaeus indicus, 1491 nucleotides long. RefSeq lists its product as uncharacterized. Lineage: Eukaryota; Metazoa; Arthropoda; Malacostraca; Decapoda; Penaeidae. The transcript is spliced from 5 exons. The record is from RefSeq and is a predicted model, not a curated record. The coding region runs from base 1 to 1491 and encodes 496 amino acids.
AUGAAGUAUAAGGACACAAUGCUAGAGGAAAAUUGGAGGAACUUCUCUGGACAAUGUCAGAGGAAAGUGUCAGAUUUCUACGAGACGCUCGAGGAAACUGUAGAUAAGGUUAAUAAAAGAGACCUCCUCAUCGGCCAGGGAGACUGGAACAGUCAAAUUGGUAGUGACUCAUGUGCCGAAUGGAAAGGGACUGUAGGAAAAUUUGGUCUCAACAGUACUAAUAAAGGAAGUGAGAAUGCACUUAUGUUUGUUAAGAGGUAUAAUCUUGUCGUAACUAACACACUCCUCCAACACGAGAUCUCGACUUGUAACAUAGCAUACUCCAAAUGGACAGAACCAUUACCAGAUAGAUUACAUUAUGAUAAAGCUGAAAAGCAAGUAAGGGAAAUUACACCGAGGCUCAAAUAUAACGUCAACAAACUUCAAGAUCCAAAUAUUGCAGAGCAGUUCAGUACAACAAUUGAUGACCGAUUCGCUCCCCUGCUAUUUAUAGACAAUAUUCAUGAUCAAACUCAGGAGUUUACGAAGGUAGUCAACAAAACGGCCUUAGAAGUUCUUGGCAAAAGAGAAACUAUGCAAAUACCCACGAAUGGGUACAUCCUACUGGAAAGCCUUAAAACCCAGGCAGUAUCAAAUGAAACUGUACCUGAAAUCGUAAGGUCGGAGGUAGAAUAUGCUGUCAAAUGCUUGAAGAAUAACAAGGCAGCAGGAGUCGACAAUAUCCCAGGCGAACUCAUCAAGUAUGGUGGAGAAACAAUGGUUUCUGCACUACUUUCCAUCUCCAAUAAGAUUCUCCACACUGAAAGAGCAAUUGAAUGCACUCUUGAUGACGCUCAGGCGGAAUUCAGACCCAGGCGAAGCACAGUAGAACAGAGAUGUAAUCUUAGAUGUAAUCUUAGAGUGAUAGGAGAAAAGUAUAUUAAUCAUCAAAUGGCCGUGUAUAACAACUACAUUGACUAUAAGAAGGCGUUCGAUAGGGUCUGGCAUGAUGCGCUGUGGUCCGUCCUAGAAAAGCAUGGCAUUGACACUGAAAUUAUGAGAGCAAUGAAGAAUCUAUAUCAGGUUGCUGAGAGUGCCGUGCAAAUUAGAGAGCAACGUAGCAACUUCUUCAAUUGUGGUGUUGGCGUCAGGCAAGGUUGCAUUCUGUCACCAAUGUUAUUCAAUGCAUUCCUGGAAGAAAUCAUAACUAGAGCACAUGAAGGUUAUAAUGGUGGUGUCACUAUACAAGGAAGGAAAAUCUCGAAUCUUAGGUUCGCAGACGGCAUAGACCUCAUCACUAGUUCAGAAAAGGAACUGCUCGAUUUGACUUCAAGACUGGAAAAGGUUUCAAGAAGUUUUCGAAUGGAAAUCAGUGCAGAAAAAAGUAAACCAAUGGUAAUCAGCAACAAGGCUGCAACAAUUGAAUGGAAAAUAGAGAUCGGAAGCCUCCCUCUGGAACAAGUUAGCCAGUUUCACAUUCACAAUGCAAGAGUCUGGCAAAACAUAUUCUGA